AUGCGGGCCAAAUCAUUCCAAGAAGAAUGUUGUAAAGCCCAUGACCUAGACGACGAGUUCGAAAAGGUGCUCGACUAUUUCGCGAACGUAACCCACAAUGCUUUAACUUUCGGAAAGAACGAUGAGAUGGAAAUUGAGGAUUCUCAAAUCCUUGUGAAGUAUGAUACGAGUCACCCCUCACCAGGUCCAUGCGGUAAAAUAAUGAAGCCGUGGCCAAGAGAUAAAAUUAGAGGGGGAAGAAAGCGAAGGAAUCCUUUCAGGCCAUCACAGGAUCACGCAAAAGGUUCGGGCCAACACGAGCAAGAGAACCCAGGAAGAGAGAAUGUAGGAGGAGAGGAGGAAAUGGGACGAGACAAUGUGAGAAGAGAAGACGAUGUUGGUUCUUCGAGAGGAUCUUACACUCCACGUGAAGAAGAGGUACCUCUCACCAUUACUCUUGGAGGAGAAUUGCAAGUCCUAAAGGUGGAGCCAAUUCUUACAAUCCGUCCAGAGCCGUAG
Messenger RNA from Oldenlandia corymbosa var. corymbosa, 498 nucleotides. The record is from the annotation of a GenBank genome assembly. NCBI's taxonomy places the organism in Eukaryota, Viridiplantae, Streptophyta, Magnoliopsida, Gentianales, Rubiaceae.